CCACGCAUCGGUUAGGUUUGCGUCUUGGCGGUGUGGUACCCAUCCGUACGGCCACAGCGACGACGAUUUUACCGCGCUUUUUAUUUUCGAUUGUUCAGGAUUCGGGCCUCAGGGGUGUUCAGUGGUUUGAUUUUUGUGACUUGAACUUAGUGACCGACUUUUAACUCCCAAUAAGUUUGUGGACACUUUAUAAAAAUGCCGCUCCUGUUUCGGGUGGCGGAGUGUGUGGCGUUUCUGGCCUUCCUGACGGCGGCUAAUGCGAAUGCCAAUAACGGCAGAUACGCCAGGAACUAUCUGUCGAACAACACGCACUACGAUCGGUACGCCAGGAACCACCAGGAACUGCCCCAGAGUCAAAGACCUUUAACACCUGGAGGGCCAAAUGUGUGUCGGGUCAGUAAUCGAAUGCAAUGUUGUCCUGGGUGGCAGCGUGACCACAUUUUGGGCUUUUGUAUUACACCCGUGUGUAGCAGAUCAUGUGGCCGUGGUAAAUGCGUGCAGCCCAAUAUUUGUCUGUGCGAAGGUGGCCGUAAAUCAUCAUCGUGCGCCUAUAAACGUGGACCGGGAUCAUGUCGGGCCAUUUGCAUGAACGGCGGCACGUGCGUGGAGGGGAAGUGUACCUGCGCCCCCGGCUACACCGGGGAGUUUUGCACGGAACCCAUAUGUUUGGACCCGUGCAAGAACGGAGGCAGAUGUAUCGGUCCCGAUAGGUGCGCCUGCAUGUACGGUUUCGCCGGGAGCCACUGCGAAGUUGAUUACAGGACGGGGCCGUGCUACAGCGGCGUCAGGGGAGCCCUGUGCGUGAACCAGCUGGAGGGUGUUGUUUGCACUAAGACCUUGUGCUGUGCCACUGUGGGAAAAGCCUGGGGACACCCCUGCGAACAUUGUCCCUCGCGUUUGGAAUGCGAGACCGGCUAUCUGAAGAACCAGAAGACUGGAGAAUGUGUCGACAUCAACGAGUGCGAGGCAAUCCCGCAUUUAUGCACUGGCGGCCAGUGCGUGAACACGCCGGGUUCGUUCGACUGCGUUUGCGGUCCGGGCCAGGCCAGAAACCCGGACACGAACAAAUGCGACGACAGGAACGAGUGCGAGGACGAGGAUUUAUGCCAGGACGGACGGUGCGUCAACACCGACGGCUCGUACUUCUGCCUAUGCAACCCUGGUUUCAUCCAGAGCCAGGACAAGAAGUAUUGCAUCGAUGGGCGACAAGGGCUUUGUUACACUGAGAGGACACCGCAGGGGUACUGCAGGAACAGCCUUCACAUGAGGCUUUCCAAGAAGGAUUGCUGUUGCGGCCUGAACAUGGGGCAAGGUUGGGGGGACGACUGUUCACCCUGCCCCCAAUAUGGAGAAGAUGAGCACAGGCAACUUUGUGCGACUCCAAUUCAUCACGUCCCGGGAGGGCCGGGUAGUACUGAGGUGAUCUACCAACCUGGUUCAGAAAUUCCUAGUAGCCAGAAAAAGGUUGACAUGUUUACUGUUAACGAAUGUAUUUUACGACCAGACAUCUGUGGCAGGGGAAGGUGUGUGGACACCCUUGAAGCUUACGAGUGCCUUUGUGACUCUGGGUUCAGACCUGGCCUCAACAAGGCUUGUGAAGACAUUGACGAGUGCAGAGAAGGGAAGUGCCAAAACGGUCGUUGCAUCAACACUCCAGGAAGCUUCAUCUGUCAAUGUGCGCCAGGCUUCGACAUUUCUCCCGACGGUACUCUGUGCACCGACAUGGAUGAAUGCGCUAAAAUCGGCAUGUGCACGAACGGAAUUUGCAUCAACAUGGACGGAAGCUUUAAAUGCAGCUGUAAAACCGGCUUCAAACUGUCCCCCACUGGCUACGCCUGCGUUGAUAUCGACGAAUGCGACGAGAACUCAAGGAUUUGUCUGAAUGGCCGAUGCGAAAACACUCAAGGAUCGUACACGUGCUCCUGUUUCCCCGGAUUUGUCGAGUCGAAUGACAGGACGUUUUGCAGUGACCUGGACGAGUGCACAACAACAGGGAUGUGCGAUCACGGCAGAUGCAUUAACAUGGAGGGAUCAUUCAGAUGCGUCUGCGACUCCGGUUAUCGCCUCGGCCCUGACGGCAAACAUUGUGUGGACAUCGACGAAUGCAUUAGCAAUCCGUGUCAAUUCGGCACGUGUUACAACACACCUGGAAGCUUCCGCUGCGAGUGUUUCUCAGGAUUUAGUUUGGGUCCGGAUGGGAGGUCUUGUCUGGACACGAGGAGGGACUUGUGCUACCAGGAGUACAGGGAUGGGCUGUGCUUCAACCCAUCCACGACAGCGGUCACCAAAUCUAGUUGCUGUUGCUGUACGGUGGUGACCGGUAAGCCAAUGGGCUGGGGCACGAGCUGCCAACCCUGUCCGAUGCCCGGCUCCACCGACUUCGACCUGCUGUGCCCCCACGGACCCGGCUCCACCUUCGACGGCAACGACAUCAACGAGUGCGCCCAAAACCCCAACAUCUGCCAGAACGGGGCCUGCGAAAACAUGAUCGGAACCUACAGGUGCAUAUGCAACCCAGGUUUCGAAGUGGACGAGACCGGAAAGAUUUGCACGGACAUCAACGAGUGCGAAAUUGAGGAGUUGAUAUGCAGCGGUGGCCAAUGCAGAAACACCCUGGGCAGCUUCCAGUGCAUCUGUCCCCCGGGCACGCAGCUCAACCAACAGAAUUUCAUGUGCGAAGACGUGGACGAGUGCAGGGAGCUAGGGCCUGAGGCUUGCUUCAACGGAGAGUGCGUCAACACCUUAGGUUCGUACAAAUGCGACUGCGACCCCGGCUCAGUAUUAGACUCAACUGGCAGGAUAUGCAUUGAUAACAGAAAAGGCUUCUGCUGGACGAAGCUGAACCAAGGCAGAUGCGAGAACAACCUGCCCAUCCCGAGCAGGAGGCAGGAAUGUUGUUGUUCCAUCGGUGUGGCCUGGGGAUCCCCCUGCGGCAAGUGCGACAGAAGCGAGUGCGAUUGUCCGAAGGGCUACGCCAAGGCCAACGGCAAGACCUGCGAAGACAUCAACGAAUGCGACCUGAACCCCGACAUCUGCGGCUCCGGAGGUAUUUGCGUCAACACCGAAGGCAGCUUCACCUGCACCUGUCCUCCGGGGCUAACUCUGGACGAAACUAGAACCCACUGCUUGGAUAUACGUCAGGAGCAAUGUUUCACCCGGUACAAACACGGAAAAUGCACCAACCCCAUCGACGGGCUGUUCCACAGGGACUUGUGUUGCUGUUCCAGCAUUGGCAAAGCUUGGGGGGAAAGGUGUGAGCAAUGUCCAAGGCCUGGGACGCCGGCUUUCCAAAAGUUGUGUCCCAAAGGUACCGGAUACUUGGAUAGGAAAGACAUUAAUGAGUGUAUCGAGUUCCCUGGUAUGUGCCAGAACGGCAGGUGUAAGAACACAAUAGGAGGCUACAGCUGUAGGUGCAACAAAGGGUAUGACUACGACGACAGCAGGAUUAAGUGCAUCGAUAUUGAUGAGUGCAGCAUCACCACAAGCAACGUGUGUGGAAACGGAGUUUGCAGGAACAUACCGGGUGACUUCACGUGCGAGUGCAACGAAGGUUUCAGAACAAUGGCACCAAUGCAAAUUUGCAUGGAUAUUAAUGAGUGCGAAGAAACUCCAGGUCUUUGCCGAGGAGGAAGAUGCAACAACACGGAAGGUUCCUUCAACUGUAUUUGUCCCCCGGGUCACGAAUUGGCUCCUGAUAAGCAGUCCUGCAAAGACAUUGACGAAUGCUCGAGGACAAGUGGUAUUUGUUCCAAUGGUGUUUGUGAAAACAUGAUGGGUACCUAUCAGUGCAUAUGUAAUGAAGGUUACCAGCAGACUGGUCUCAAAACUCAUUGCGAAGACAUUGAUGAAUGUGACUUGGAACCAUGUGAUGAUAUUUGCACCAAUACACCUGGCAGCUUCUCAUGCUCUUGUGGACCUGGUUAUGCCCUUAACUUGGAUGGAAGAACUUGCCAGGACAUAGAUGAAUGUAAGGAGAAUCCAAGGAUAUGUAAUGGAGGAAAGUGCACCAACAGCAUUGGCAGCUACAUUUGCCACUGCACAGAAGGUUUGGUUGCUGGAAGGGAUGGAACCAGCUGCAUUGACAUUGAUGAGUGUAGGCAAAACCCACACAUUUGUGGUAACGGUGAAUGCAUCAACACCUUAGGUUCAUACCAGUGCAGAUGCGAAGAAGGCUACUCAGUCAAACCUGAUGGACGAGACUCGAAGUGCACGGACGACGAUGAAUGUUACCUACAAACAGCAAACUGUCACGAGUACGCCAACUGCCUCAACCGACCCGGGUCGUACCAGUGCGUUUGCCAGGACGGUUUCACCGGCAACGGCAUCAGCUGCAGGGACGUGGACGAGUGCGUGACCAACAACGGGGGCUGCGACCAGAACGCCCGUUGCCUCAACAACGACGGUUCCUUCAAGUGCGAAUGCGACGCCGGCUUCAAAGGCGACGGCUACACGUGCGAGGACAUCGACGAGUGUUCCAACGACCCCAGUCUGUGCGAGAACGGACAGUGCCUCAACUAUCCGGGCUCGUUCAGAUGCGAGUGCGAAAUGGGCUUCAUGCAUCCCGAAGAGGGCAACCAACAGGCGUGUGUUGAUAUUAAUGAGUGUGACAUGUUCAACAAUCUUUGUGUGUUUGGCAAGUGUGAGAACACUUUCGGCAUGUUCAGAUGUGAGUGCAGGGACGGUUACAAACUGGAUGGUACUGGUGGAAAUUGCACGGACAUUGACGAAUGCGAAAGCCCGCAGUCGUGCUUGUACGGUACCUGUUCCAAUAUUCAAGGCAGCUUCAAGUGUUUGUGUCCUCCCAACUACGAACUGGUGGCUGAAGGGAACGCUUGCAUUGACCGCAGAACCUCCAGGUGUUACCUACAUGUUGAUGAAUAUGGUCGUUGCGAAGAACCAAGUGCUGAUUACGUAACCAAAGCAGCUUGUUGUUGCUCAGUAGGUAAAGCCUGGGGACCCCAAUGUGACCACUGUCCACCACAAGACAGCAAGGAGUACGAAAUCUUGUGUCCUGGAGGAAUGGGAUACAAACCUAAUGACCUUACCGUUGUGUUAGAAGACAUAAAUGAGUGCGAGGAGCACGAAAACAUCUGCCACAACGGCUACUGCACCAACACCUUCGGCAGCUUCAUGUGCUCGUGCAACGAAGGCUUCAGGCUGGACGAAACUGGGUUCAUGUGUGUUGACAUCAACGAGUGUCAGGAGUCUCCCGACAUUUGUAACGUCGGGGAAUGUAUUAAUGAGCCUGGAAACUAUUACUGCCAGUGUCCGGAAGGUUACAUGCCCCUCCACAACAGGAAGGAAUGCGUGGACAUGAGGAAAGACCUGUGCUUCCUGGAUUACAACGCCUGGCGUUGCUCUACACCGAUGACCCAAAACACCACCAAGAAACUUUGCUGCUGCUCCAUGGGACAGGCGUGGGGUCAGCCUUGCGAACCUUGCCCCAUUCCAGGCACCAGUGAACACGUGAGGUUAUGCGGCGCCAGACCCGGACAAAUCAUCAACCCCAUAACGAACGAAACGCAGGAGAUAAACGAGUGCGAAAUGAUGUCGACGAUGUGCAAGCACGGACAGUGCAUCAACACGCCGGGCAGCUUCGAGUGUCACUGCAACCGAGGUUACAUCUACGACGCCCAGUCGCAUCAAUGCAUAGACGACAACGAAUGUGUUAGGAACCCUUGCGAGGGCAACGCGCAAUGUAUAAACCUGCAGGGCAGCUUCGAGUGCAAGUGUCCCGAAGGGUACAAGCACGGGCAAACCAUGGUGGACUGCGUGGACAUCAACGAGUGUCACGAACGGCCCAAUAUUUGCCAGAACGGGGAGUGUAAGAACUUGCAGGGCAGCUUCCAAUGUGUGUGUAACACUGGUUACUACCUGUCACCGUCGAGGGAAGACUGCGUUGAUAUAGAUGAGUGCACGAGGCAACCCAACAUCUGCAACAACGGCACCUGCAUCAACAUUCCGGGCACCUACAAGUGCCACUGCAACAACGGCUUCAAACUCAGCAACAACAACGACUGCGAGGACGUCGACGAGUGCAGGAUGAUGCCCUUCUUGUGUAGGAACGGACGGUGCAGGAACAACAUAGGGUCAUUCUCGUGUGAGUGCCAUAAAGGAUACACUUUGGCUAUCGACCGGCAUAACUGCAGAGACAUUGAUGAAUGUCAAGAGAAGUCAGUUUGUCCUCCCCCUGGUAAGUGCACCAACGUCAUGGGCUCCUACGUAUGUACAUGUCCUGAAGGGUACCAACUCAGUCCAGACACCGGCUACUGCGAAGACAUAGACGAGUGCAUAAUGAACCCCGACAUUUGCGAGUUCGGUGAGUGCAGCAACGUCGAAGGUGGCGCCUUCUGUACGUGCCCCGAUGGUUUUAUACUCGACAAGAAUUCGAUGAAGUGCGUGGACGUCAGGAAGGAAAUGUGCUACGACGACUUCAGCAGAGGACAGUGCCAGGCGCCCAGAGGAAUGCAGAUGACCAUCAAGGAGUGCUGUUGCUCCAAAGCUGCGGCUUGGGGACGCUACUGCGAAAGGUGUCCACCCAUGAACUCAGAGGAAUUCCAAAAGUUGUGUCCGGAAGGACCAGGCAGGGAAGACAGUGGAACGGACUUGAACGAGUGCGAGCUCAUGCCCAACGUUUGUGACGGAGGCGAAUGCGUCAACACUGACGGCUCCUUCAGAUGCGACUGUCCAAUGGGAUACGUAUUGGACGAGUCCAAAAUGAAGUGCGUCGAUGACAACGAAUGUUACAGCAACCCCGGCAUUUGCGGUAACGGUACUUGCACUAACGUGCAAGGAGGUUUUGAGUGUAGUUGCAAUGAUGGAUUUGCUCCUGGACCCAUGCAGAUCUGCGAAGACGUCAAUGAAUGCCACGAAAUCGGAAACCAAUGCGCCUUCAGAUGUCACAACGUUCCAGGCUCUUUCAGAUGUAUUUGUCCUUACGGUUAUGCUUUAGCUCCUGAUGGAAGACAUUGCCAAGACGUAAACGAGUGCGCCACACCAGCCAAUAACUGCAAGUUCAUGUGCAAAAACUUAAUAGGAUCGUUCAUGUGCAUCUGCCCCGAAGGCUACGUCCAAAUUCCUUUGACUGAUGACUGCAGAGACAUCGACGAGUGUGCUGCCAAUGAAGACCUGUGCCACAACGGUCGUUGUGUCAACUUGCAGGGCAGCUACCGAUGCGAUUGCUACGACGGCUUCGAGCCCAGCCCAGAUGGCAAACGAUGCGUUGACAGAAGAUUGGACCUGUGCUUCCGCACCUUGGUGCACGGAAGGUGCGCCAACUACCACAACCAGCUGAAACAAGUCACAAGAGCAGACUGUUGUUGCUCCAUGGGAGAAGCGUGGGGAAGGAACUGCGAGAUUUGCCCUCCCAAAUUCUCACCUCAGUACCAAGAGUUGUGUUUGGAAAGUGGCUUCCUGGUAACGGGAGAAGAUGUGAACGAAUGCGAAACCAUCCCUGACCUCUGCAAAAACGGCCAGUGCAUCAACACCAUGGGUUCCUACAGGUGCAUCUGUAACAAAGGCUACAAACCUGAUCAUUCCGGCCUUUAUUGCCUAGAUGUCAACGAGUGCGAACACAGUCCUUGCCAGUACAACUGCCAAAACACCGAGGGAAGCUUCAUCUGUUCUUGCCCAGCUGGUUUCCUCUUAAAUCCGGACGGACAAACGUGUAGGGACUUGGAUGAGUGCGCAACCGGUCAACACUUGUGCCAACAGAACUGCAUCAACACCCAAGGAAGCUACAGCUGCUCCUGCGACAAAGGCUACAAUCAAAUCGGAGAUAAAUGCCAAGACAUAGACGAGUGUAAGGAGGAUCCAGGCUUGUGUCCCAAGCCUGGAACGUGCUUCAACACCUUGGGCAGCUUCCGAUGCAUCUGCCCCAGAGGAUUCAAGCUGGACGUGACCGGAACCUAUUGUUUGGAUGCGGACGAGUGCGAGGACGACUCCAAAUGCGUGGAGGGCUGUCAGAACAUAGUGGGAGGCUACAAAUGCGGAUGUCCUGAUGGGUUUGUGCUGCAUCCGUACUACAAUAAAUGCGUGGACGACGACGAGUGCGCCAACAACCCUUGCGGUGGAUCAGUGCAAUGCUUCAACACUCUUGGAGGCUACCGAUGUGGUUGUGCGGCCGGAUAUCAGUUUGAUAACAGGAUUAAUGAUUGUAUGCAGAUGUCCCAUGGGUGCAUGAAUUCUCCCUGCGCUUAUGGAUGCAUACCAAACGGUCCAACUGGAUUUUCUUGUGGUUGUCCUAGAGGCUAUAAAGCUUUUGAACAAGGACACUGCGUUACCACCAUCACACCUGCUGGUAACUACGGUGAUGACAUUGGAGACGUCCCAGUUUACCCCAUCAACGACAGAUUUAUUGGUGGUGCUAGCUCUGCCUCCAAUGACAAACUUAUCACCACCGAAGGAUGCUUCUCAUGCAAAAUAAACGGACGACACAGAAGGGACUCGAGGUCUGGCAAGUUGAAGCAGUCCGACCGCCAGGACAUGUUGGAACAUUUGUUCUCAAUAACUCCUGAGGAAAGGCGACAGCGACACAAGAGGCACCACCACGCUGAGCACAUAGAUCUCACCAUCAAGAUGUCCCAGACACGUCACAGGACGAGGAUAAUCAAAAUACAACCCUCAGUUAAGAGAGAAAUGAUCUAUAUGAUAGUAAAGGGCAACGAAAACAAUAAAUUCGAGCUGAAGAAGAGCCACGGGGUUUGGGCGCUCCACUUCCGGCGGCGGCUCAAACAUCCCGAAGUCUUCGAUUUGAUGAUCCACGGCAGACCCAUCGACACGUCCAGUGACGACGAAGAGAAGUACGAGAAACCUCUGACAUUAAGUGUACGGAUCACCGUAGUUGAGUAGUAGUCUUGUUUAGAAAAUUUAGAGAACAUUUUAUUAAUUGCACCAGGUUCGAUGUAACGCAUUUGUAAAUUAUUGUAUGAAAUAACCGUGGGUUACAUUGUAAUAUUCGUGAUACAAUAACAUUGUCAAAUUCUACACUGCCCCACUUUAUGUGUUCAAUUUGUGGCAGUUAACAAAAAUAACAAUUGUAUUCAGAAUUUACUGCCGUUUUCUGUUAGGAUAAUUUUGUAUUUUCAUUGUGUUCACUAGUAAUUUUAUUUUUAAUAUAAAAAAUACGAAACAUUCUCUAGAAAUAGUCAUGAAAUAUUACGGAGUUGUUCUGUAAUAAUUUAUUGAAUUUUACAAGUUUUAUCGAGUUUAUAUUUAUAAUUUUUGUAUAGAUUAUUAAAUUUUUAUUAGUUACCUAAUGGUAUAAUUCUAUAACUAUGUCUUUGUAAUAUAAUUGCUUUUAUUAAUAAAAUAUUUGCAUAAAA
Messenger RNA from Aethina tumida (small hive beetle), 9323 nucleotides. Its product is annotated as fibrillin-2-like. The transcript has 38 exons. NCBI's taxonomy places the organism in Eukaryota, Metazoa, Arthropoda, Insecta, Coleoptera, Nitidulidae. Gene Ontology annotation, molecular function: calcium ion binding. The coding region runs from base 196 to 8850 and encodes 2884 amino acids. The record is from RefSeq and is a predicted model, not a curated record.